This is a messenger RNA of Monascus purpureus, 300 nucleotides long. Lineage: Eukaryota; Fungi; Ascomycota; Eurotiomycetes; Eurotiales; Aspergillaceae. The record is from the annotation of a GenBank genome assembly.
AUGUUUCCAUUUUGCCUUUUUGAAAAUACAUGGGAUGACCUCGGGAAAUUACUGAAGAUGAUUACUAUUUUUAUGUCCAGUAUCCAGUGCAGAGCACCUAUCAUUCGGUUAUGCAUCUCAAUAUGCGAAUCGCUAUCUGCCCAGCGUCAGAGCGCUGGCUCCGAUAACGCCGUCUCCAAUGGACAUCCCGCUCGGAGAAGGAGACUUCUUCAUGCCCGACUGAGCAGCACAGACUCAGUCUAUUACGAGCAGCCCUUUGCGUUAAUUAAUAAUAUAUCACUAACAAUAAUGCUAGACUAG